Molecule: messenger RNA, 2845 nt
Organism: Ornithorhynchus anatinus (platypus)
Lineage: Eukaryota; Metazoa; Chordata; Mammalia; Monotremata; Ornithorhynchidae
Gene: SAMD11
Product: sterile alpha motif domain containing 11
Exons: 14
Coding region: 5-2701 (898 amino acids)
Biological process (GO): positive regulation of transcription by RNA polymerase II
Molecular function (GO): DNA-binding transcription activator activity, RNA polymerase II-specific; protein binding; RNA polymerase II cis-regulatory region sequence-specific DNA binding
Source: RefSeq, a predicted model, not a curated record
CACCAUGCCCGCCGUCAAGAAGGAGAGCCUGGGCAGGGAGGACCUGGCGCUGGCCGCCUUCAACCAGCCCCUGGACCUGCUGCCCGACUGCCUGGCCCCGCUGGCCGCCCUGCCCGUGGGGCUCCCGCACGCUCCGGGCUACGAGCCGCUGCUGGCGCCCCCGCCCCUGCACGCCCCCCCGCCGCUGCCCGCCGGGCCCCGGGCCUACCUGAGCCUCCACGAGACGCACCUCCACCAUCACCAUCACCUCCACCUGCCCCGGGACCAGCCGCCGCUCCAGCGCUUCUGCGCCGCGCCCGACUUCCAGCCGCUCCUGGACAACGGCGAGCUCUGCCUGGAGGUGGAGUGCGGCGACAACAAGGCGCUGCUCUACGUGCACAAGCUGUGCCAGGGCAGCAAGGGGCCCUCCAUCCGCUACCGGGGCGAGUGGCUCACCCCCAACGAGUUCCAGUUCGUCAGCGGCCGGGAGACGGCCAAGGACUGGAAGCGCAGCAUCCGACACAAAGGGAAAAGCCUGAAGACCCUUAUGUCCAAAGGAAUCCUGCAGGUUCACCCUCCAAUCUGUGACUGUCCGGGGUGUCGAAUCUCAUCUCCAGUGAACCGGGGGCGGCUGGCGGAGAAGAGGACGGUCCCCUUGCCCCCGACCAGGCUCCCGAAGAGAGAGCUGGCUGCCGUCUUCUCACACAGCGACGACAGCGACGACAGCAGCAAAACCCUCGCCCGGCGGGCGGAGGUCAAGCAGGAGGACGACCUGCACAUCAGUAUCAUGAAGAGAAGGAUCCACACUCACUGGGACCUCAACAUCUCUUUCCGAGAGACGUCCUGCAGCCGCGACAACACCCUUCCCGCCCUCCUGUCCAGCCUGCACCAGGGCCGCCAGCCCGGGAUGCCCGAGACCCAGAGCCGCUGCGACUUCAAGAGAAACAGCCUCGACCUCGGCCUGGGGCCGGCGGAUGACAUUUUAGGGAAAAGGAGAGCGUGCUCACCCCCCAGCAACUCCGAGUGCCCCCUGGAGACCAAGAAAGUCCGGAGCGAGUCCCCGAACGAAACCUCUCACACACCUCUGUUGGAGGACUCAACCGCCCAGAUGACCCCGGAGGAGCACUACAGACGGAUGAUGUCCGCGCUGAGCGAGCACAGCAGCUUCGAGGAGCAGCAGCAGCAGCGCCUCUACCAGCUGGCCAGCGGCAUAGCGGUGCCCAGCCACAGUGAUCUCCUGCGGGUCCGGCAGGAAGUGGCAGCGGCGGCUGUGGCCCACCUCCCCUCCUCGUCCCCCAGUGCCUCCAGUCAGCGGCGCAAGCAAGGGGUCCCCCAGCCCCGGGAAACGCACUUCUCAGACAGAGAGAUGUCCCACCCCCCGCCUCUGCUGUCACCCCAGAACGCACCCCACAUCGCCCUGGGCCCCCACCUGAGACCCCCUUUCUUGGGAGUACCCUCAGCUUUGUGCCAGACUCCAGGAUACGGUUUCCUGCAGCCCGCCCAGGCGGAGAUAUUCGCCCGCCAACAGGAAAUGCUACGGAAGCAGAAUCUGGCCAGGCUGGAGAUGUCGGCAGAGAUCAUCCGCCACAAGGAGUUGGAGACCCUGCACCGGCAGCGGCUCCUGGUGGGGGACGGGCUGAGCCUGCCCCCGGGCCUCCCGCCGGACCACCCCGCCCUGCGCAGCGUGCACGAUGGCCCCGACGGCUCGGCCCUCCGAGACGACGCCUCCCGCCGCAACGCCAUGUUGGUCCUACGCCACGGCAGUGCCCCGCUGCUCCCGCUGACCCCCCACGGCACCCCCAGCCCCGCCACCCCACCCCGGGAGUCUGGCCGCCGGGCCUCCCGCAAGGGGGGCGCCGCCCGGGUGGAGGGGUCGGGCCCGAGCGAGGUCAAGGCGUCUGAAGCAGCGCCGCGAGAUGGCGGAGCGGAUGAGGACAUGAAGGACUCAGAGAGUGAGCCCGACGGGGGCGAGGAGAAGCCCGAGGGCCUCCCGGCAGAGAGUGGACUCCCCGGAGGCCUCCCCGGUGGAGGCGGCAAGGAGCCGGGCAAGACCGGCGAGGGCGGCGGGGAGCCAGUGGGGAAUGCCAGGGGCCUGGGCAGCGGAGGCUCCAGUGCCGAAUCCCCCAACCGUGUGCUCGGGACCAAGAACGAGGGGAAGUACCCACCCCCGGUACCUCUCCCCCCAGCCCAGCCGCUGCCUUUUGGAUUUCCCUACACCAUGAGCCCGUACUUCCACACAGGCGCAGUGGGCGGCCUCUUCCUGGACGGAGAAGACAGCCCCACCUUGGAGGACAUCAGCAAGUGGACAGUGGAGGACGUGUGCAGCUUCGUGGGCAGCUUGGCUGGCUGCAGCGAGUAUACGCAGGUCUUCAGGGAGCAGGCCAUUGAUGGGGAGACGCUACCGUUGCUCACCGAGGAGCACCUCCUGACCAACAUGGGGCUGAAGCUGGGGCCAGCGCUCAAGGUCCGGGCCCAGGUUGCCAAGCGCGUCGGCCGCGUCCUGUACCUGGCCAACUUCCCCAUGGCGUUUCCCCUUCAGCCCCCCGGCCUCCGGCCUCCGGAGCGGGACCUGAUGGCGCCGGACCUCCGCCCUGCCUCUCCGGCCAGCGUGGCGUCCCCCUGUGGUGGCGGCCUCGGUCCCCUGAGCCGCGUCUCUCCCAAGCAGAACGGGAACCCCCCGCUGCUGACCGGACUCGGGGACAGCAAACAGCCUCCUUCCUAACUGCCCGCCGGAGCCGGGGCCCGCACGGACUGGAGCCGGGGCCUGGCGGCAGAGCAGGGGGCGGAGGCGGCCUCGUCCCGCCGUCUCAAGGAGGAAGAAGAAAAUCUGCGAUGUUUGUAAAGUGGAAAAACCCAAAGAAUUUUG